This is a messenger RNA of Photinus pyralis (common eastern firefly), 3330 nucleotides long. RefSeq lists its product as uncharacterized. NCBI's taxonomy places the organism in Eukaryota, Metazoa, Arthropoda, Insecta, Coleoptera, Lampyridae. The transcript is spliced from 5 exons. The record is from RefSeq and is a predicted model, not a curated record. Bases 2035 to 3306 code for a protein of 423 amino acids.
UCAAAUUAGUCUUCUUUGGUUAAAAAAAUGUGGUUAACUAUUUCAUAUUUCAUAAUUAGUUCCUCUUAUUGCGGUAAAUUUGUCUCCACAGCAUAGCAUAUGAGAAGAAAGAUCGUCCUCGGAAGAUUCUUCUCCAAAACCGAGUCUAAAUCCGACUUUCAAUUAUUCGUUCGGAAAAUUCCUAUUGGAAAGGCUGUUCUGGGAAGAUACGCGAAAAAUUUGUCUCUGAAUAUUCUCCUCAAUCGAAGAGGCAAAAGGUGAGCGCUUAUACAAUAACAAAACAACAAAUAACAAAAUAGAAUAAAAUAGUAAAAUAUUAAAUAUCACACAAUUUAUAAAAACAUGCUGUAUUUUAUGUUAGUAGGUAAUACAUUAGGUGCAGGUACAUUUUGUGAUUGGAUUCUCCAAAUAUUCAUCUGUGCUAUCAUUUUCUUCCAUCAGAUGAUGUUGAGGACCCUAUGUCAGCUUUAAUGGGUAGUGCAGAAAGACAGAGUGAUUAGACAUGGCCGCCUGGUUUGAUAAUUCGCCAUUUUGUAGGAGUCAUUAAUUAAGCAUCAUUCCGGGAGAUUUUUAAGGCGUUCGCGUUCGCGUUCUGGUCACGCUAAAGAACUGUACGAUUGUCGACAAAGUUCUGAAAGUGAUUAACAAACAUCGCAACUUAAGAUUUUAUUUUCGCGUUGAGAUCGAGAUGGAAUCGAUAGUAUCGAGUGGGUUUACUGGUAAAGUUUGGAAAAAGGAUUCGUGUUCAGAUCGUCGUUAUUACAAAUGGGGAAGCCAUUGUGAAAGAUGUGAACCAGAUUCGAUUUUGAACAGCCAUCGCAACUAGUAUGUGUGUUUGGAAUGUAAAAUGUAAUAACGCGAGUUCCGUUAGUUAAAAGUAAAGGAAGUUUGAAGCGCAUUCAUUCCAGCAUACUACCACUUUUGUUCGCGCAGAAAAAUAGGUACGAAUUAUCAUGAAAUUAAGAGAGAGUAAAAAACAAUUAAGCGUCAACUAUAACACUUACCGUCGCGUAAUGUAAACGACAAUCUAAUUAGAGCUGUAUUAUAUUGUUGUGUAAACUGCAGGGGGUAGGUCUCGUUUUCUCGUUUGAAACAAUGUCGAAGAUCCGAGGGAACCACCCUGUAGUGAAAAAUUUAAGUAUUUUCCGGUUUACGCAUUUGGAAUAGUAGUCAAAAUUUUUUCAGGGGCGGCGUAAGAUAAAAGUACGGUCAGAAGAUUUGUAAAGGCGUUAUCGGAUAAAUUAAUUGAUUUUAUUUACUAACAACGCUAUGUGCGAGAUAGCGAAGCGCUGUUUCGAGAACAACGAGAAGAAACAGAUAAAGUAGGUGACUCGUCUAUUAUGCAUUAAUCUCUGUGAUUACACGGACGAUGUCAAGCGGACUCUUGCUGCCAAAAAUAGGAAGUGAAAAUAUAUACCAAUUAACCGGAUGUUAAAUGCUACGUACACUGACGCCCAACGCGUGAGAAUAUCGAAUAUUGACCACCAAAACCAAAUUUCUGUUAAUCUAGAAAACUUGUGUUGGAAGUGGGUAAGGUUCGAACUUUUUCAAAGUAAUGAAUAUCUUCUUGAGGACUUCCAAGUUGGUUUACAUGGCUUAGCUGAAAGCGGGUACAACUAAUCUUUAAACAACGACGUGAUGGCGUCAGUUUAAUUGUAGGAUUUUUAAAAUGAGAGAGACGCCGUGUUACAUUAUGAAAACAUUCUCCUAUCCUUCCACUGUCAUAUCAUUAGAUGCUUGAUUCUUUCUUUGCCUUGCGAAAGGCUAUAAUUGUGAAUUUUUAGCAAUAAUAAACGCGGGUGCCUAAUGAAUUUCUCUAUGAACAAAUAUUUCUUUCAAAAACUGCAAGAAAUUUAGUACCAUUGGCAUUUGAAAUGGCUUAUUGGGGAGAAACUAGGUAUUUUGUUGGUGUAAAUCAGCAGUAGGCGCACUCUACGCACUUACAGCGCGUACUUAUACCUACUCUUAUGCUUCGUGACAUUUUAUGGAUUUAUUUUGCAUUUUGAAGAAAAGAUAAUUCUUUAACAGAAUCAAAUGGGAAAUCGUUUAACCGACACUAUGCCGUCAUUGCAUACAGUUAACGACGAUUGUCUCUUCAAUGGUGUAGCAAUGGUUAUCGAUGGCAAAAGUUUAGGUGAAGGCAUCGAGGAAGACGUGGACGAGGUGAAUAAUUCAAAACUUUUAAACAAUGUCAGAAUUGGGAAGACAGAAGAUGCAACUGUCAUAAAUAAUCAAGUUCACGUUCAAUUAGUGUAUCCCUCGGAGGUGGCGAAGCAGCAAGUAGAAGUUGCGCAUAAUUUCAGCGUUUCAAACGAAGACAUGAAGAUUAUCAACAUUUAUCCGACACUUGCACACAAUGACAUAAAUAUUGAUUGGAGAACGUGUAACUUUCCCGUGCAGUACGCAAUCUCACCGUUCAAUUCUGUAUUCUAUAGUCCCAACGGAUGUUUACCACAAUCCAACUGCAUCACGCUUAACGGUACAAUUUCGAAUGGGACACUCGAUUUUGAGAACACCAGUCGGCAAACUACUACAACCACAAGAGAAGAAAUUACGCCACCGCUUUCAAUACUAAAGACCGAAGAUACCGAAUUACCCCCAGGAUCCUGCGAUGAGGACGUGGUUUUUGUAGAACAAUACCAAAUAAAAAGUCCUAAGAAAUGCAAAACUAAACUUGACCCGGUUUUACCACGAAAAGUUACUCUUCCGGAGAGAAAAAAUCCUGCCCGAAAAACACAAAUGGACAAGGCGUCAAUUAAGCUGGCGCAAAAUUUGUCAAUUCCGCCUUCAGUUUUUAACGCUCGCUCCAGAAGAAAUAGUCGGAGAGCCGUUCCUAUUCGUCAGUCUAACCGAACAACUGGAGCAAUUCUUAAUCCUCCCAGUCCCCUAAGAGAAGACGAUUAUCGCGAAUGGCCCGUUGACGGUUUGCACGAAACGUCUUGGUAUAAUGAAAAAACUUCUACCAUAGAAUACGUUAAUGGUGGAACGAAAAAAGCGAUCAGAGCGACCAAGAGGAGUAAAAAAUUUGUUAGAUAUUCUCAGGACGUAGAGAGGAAACAGCAUAAUAAUCAACUUGGUAUUAUAGCCCAUAAGAAUUUGCAUCUCGUGUUGGACUAUGUAACUGAGGUGAAGCAGUUUCGCACAAUUCUUAAUCAAAAGGACAAUUUAACUGAAGAGGAUAGUGAGAACGAUGCGUUGAGUAAUUUAACAACGCUCCUGUACGAUACAUGUGAUUUAUAUUCUUUACUGAACAAUACUAAUACUAGUUCCCUUGCAAACUACAUACGAUCUCUCUCCAAAAAUUAAGCUAGUGCCUUAUUUUACGAUUAU